CAGCUUCCUUUCUACACCUCUAGAACUUGAGUACCCAAUUCUGCAGUUCGAAAUUUCUCAUUGCUAAGGCUUGCGUUUCAGGUUGUUGAUUCAAUAUGUUUCGGAAUAAUUAUGACAACGACUCCGUCACAUUUUCUCCGCAAGGGAGAAUAUUUCAGGUCGAAUAUGCACAAGAAGCCGUCAAGCAAGGUUCGGUGGUGGUUGGAAUUGUCAGCAAAACACAUGCAGUAUUAGCCGCGCUCAAGAGAAACGCAGAAGAACUCUCUUCUUACCAAAAGAAGGUCAUCGCAAUCGACUCGCACAUGGGUAUUGCCAUUGCCGGCUUAGCGUCAGACGCUCGUGUCCUCUCCAAUUUCAUGAAACAACAAUCUCUCUCCUCAAAGAUGACAUACGGCCGCCCCAUCCCUGUAGAACGCAUUGUUAGUCGGAUUGGUGACCGUGCUCAGACAAAUACACAGCAUUACGGGAGGAGACCCUAUGGCGUGGGACUGCUGGUCGCGGGGGUUGACGACGCUGGGCCUCACUUGUUUGAAUUCCAGCCCUCUGGCAUGACACAGGAGAUGCUUGCCUGCGCGAUUGGGGCAAGAAGCCAAAUGGCACGCACAUAUCUAGAAAAGCAUUUGGAUGAAUUUGCAAAUUGUGGACGGGACGAAUUAAUCAAUCACGCUCUGAAGGCAUUGAAAGAGAGUUUGUCCCAGGAUAAGGAGUUGACGAUUGAUAAUACCACAGUGGGGGUCACGGGUAUUGGCACAGAGGCAACAAGGGGGAAGAUGGAUACCUUCAAGGUGUACGAUGGCCAGGACGUCACAGCUUUCUUGGAGGCGAGCACGGGCGAAGCCGUCACCUCCACCACAGAACCUCAGGGAGGAGAAUCGAUGGAAGUGGACUCCUGAUAAUGUCCUUUGAUAGACAUUGUGUUUGCUAACUUAUCCUUGUUUUGCCUUGGUUCGGUGUUUAGCUACGGGUAAUGAGAUGGAUUUGCCAAUACCCAUGUCUCAUGUCAGUUUGCUCAUCUCAUAAAGCCUCAAAUGAUUGAUUUGCUCAUUCUUUGGAGCAUUCUGUUAGCUAAUUGCUAUGCAACUGACAAUGAAUCACUUCCAAUUCUCAUUGUAUCGAGUAUUAUUGUCACCAUAAAAACCCAUAGCUCAUUACCACAUCACUAUGGUUUACAGUCUUCCCUUGUUCCCUCCCACUCCAGCCGGUACCGCCCUUCACUAAGUUUAUAUUUCAUCAGGGCAUCCAAGACAUGCUCCGCAUCCUUGCAUUCCACUAUGAUCUUACUGUUCGCCUCACUCACAAAUUCAGCCUGCACAGACUUGCUAAUCCAACUCAUGAUUCCAUCCCAAUAUCCGUCUAUAUUCAGCAGGACAAUGCCCCGGUGAUGAAUGCCCAAUUGAUUCCAUGUAAUCAUCUCCAUAGCCUCUUCCAAAGUCCCAAACCCACCCGGGAGCACGACAAAUCCCGACCCAGGUCCUCCAGCAAUCACUCUCUUGGCCAUCUCUUGUUUACGCGUAUGCAUGUCCGGAACAAUGGUAGUGACGCCGUAUUCAGAGUUGAUUUUCUCUAGGGAAGAAGACUGAGGAACAAUGCGCUCAGGUGCCUUGCCGAUAGCUUCCGAACUUCCGUCGCGUUGCGAACGAGCUGCCGAAUCGGCUUUGUACCCGUUCUCGACUCCAACCAGUGCUGAUGGAAUUACUCCUUGAACUGAUUCCGGACCGGAGAGGGAUACCAGCGUCCGAGCUAAUUCGCCCAUGAUACCGGCCGUCCCGCCGCCAUAUACCAAAGUUAUGUUUUCUUUAUGAAAGACAUGGGCAAGAGCGCGUGCGGCUGCGAGAUAUGCUGGGUUUGCUCCGGGCUUAGAGC
This is a messenger RNA of Coccidioides immitis RS, 1863 nucleotides long. RefSeq names its product proteasome component Pre5. Bases 96 to 893 code for a protein of 265 amino acids. The transcript has 3 exons. The record is from RefSeq and is a predicted model, not a curated record. Gene Ontology annotation, cellular component: nucleus; proteasome core complex; proteasome core complex, alpha-subunit complex. Lineage: Eukaryota; Fungi; Ascomycota; Eurotiomycetes; Onygenales; Onygenaceae. Gene Ontology annotation, biological process: ubiquitin-dependent protein catabolic process.